CUGCCGGGCCAUGGAGCGACUGCGGCUGCAGCCGGGGGCCGCAGCGGCGGUGGAGGAGUACGCGGAGUACCGCAGAAUUGUAGGUGAGGAUGAUGGAGGAAAACUCUUUACUCCCGAGGAAUAUGAGGAGUAUAAAAGAAAAGUGUUACCAAUCCGGUUACAGAAUAGAUUGUAUGUGAGCUGGCGAUCACCAACUGGGAUGGACUGUAAGCUAGUGGGCCCAGAGACACUGUGCUUUUGUACCCAUAGGUAUAAACAACACAAAACAGAUUUUGAAGUGAUUCCAAAAGAUCGUCCUAUUUGUGUACCUUGUAGAGUGAGCCAUUGUCAAUGCAAGUCCUAUCACUAUGUCCCAUUAAAUGGCACUCAGCCUAUUUGUUGUAGAUGCAAACAUUUUGUUGAUCAGCACAGUGCUGCACCUGGAUUUGCAUGCAACUCAUGUUCCAAAUGCUCAGGUUUUCACAGUUCCUUUACCUGUGGCUGUGGUCAGCCAACAUAUACUCAUGAAACAGUAGUGGAAACUAAACAAGAGCGCUCAGCCUUGGGAAAGCCUGUGGGGCAGGAUGUGCCUUAUGCUGCAAUGGGAGGACUGACUGGCUUCAGUUCACUAGCAGAAGGAUACAUGAGACUUGAUGAUAGUGGAAUAGGAGCACCAUCAGUUGAAUUUCUUGAGUCUCCUGUUACCAACAUGGACCAUCCAUUUCUAAAAGCAUUCCAAGGACCAUCCAGUUCUGUGCAAGUCAGCUCACAGUUACCAGGUAGUUCUGCUGAGGCAAUGCAGGUAUCCCAUGUCAGAAAUUCUGAAGAAGAUGACAUGGCUUAUUUUGAAAAGCGGUACCAGGAACGGUUGAAAAAGGAGAAGGCUGCUAAACAGAAAGGAAGAGGUCCAUUGCCUUCAAAAAAUCCAUGAAGGUUGAUGAAAAAAAUAAGUUCUUGCAAUACUUGAUACUGAAGCAUAUCUUCAUCAUAUUUGUUGAAUGUCUGUAGUUUUCAGUUUCUCAUUAACAAUAUUGCUGUAUUAAAAUACUGAUAAAAUUAA
Molecule: messenger RNA, 1039 nt
Organism: Gavialis gangeticus (Gharial)
Lineage: Eukaryota; Metazoa; Chordata; Crocodylia; Gavialidae
Gene: FAM221A
Product: family with sequence similarity 221 member A
Exons: 7
Coding region: 11-910 (299 amino acids)
Source: RefSeq, a predicted model, not a curated record